This is a messenger RNA of Coffea eugenioides, 1054 nucleotides long. RefSeq names its product ethylene-responsive transcription factor 4-like. NCBI's taxonomy places the organism in Eukaryota, Viridiplantae, Streptophyta, Magnoliopsida, Gentianales, Rubiaceae. Gene Ontology annotation, biological process: regulation of DNA-templated transcription. The record is from RefSeq and is a predicted model, not a curated record. Gene Ontology annotation, molecular function: DNA-binding transcription factor activity; DNA binding.
CUUAUUUCUGCAUCCUAUACUUUCUCCUCCACUUAUUUUUUUUGGUUUCACGCCCUUGAAUCCUUGAAGCACUAAACUUUUUGUUUUUCAGACAGAAAAUAUUUUCCGAUCACAAUGGCUAUGAAGGAGAAGUCUAAAGACGUUAAACCCUCCACCGGAAAAGCUAACGCCGUCAAGGAAGUUCACUUCAGAGGUGUGAGAAAGAGGCCAUGGGGCCGUUGCGCCGAAAUCCGCGACCCCGGCAAGAAGAGCCGGGUUUGGUUGGGCACCUUCGAUACGGCGGAGGAGGCGGCGAGGGCCUACGACGCCGCCGCCAGAGAUUUCCGCGGGCCGAAAGCUAAAACCAACUUCCCUUCGCCGUCGGAGAUUCAGAGCCCGAGUAACAGUAGCACCGUGGAGUCAUCUAGUGGCGAUGGACCAACUCACGCGCCAGUUGAGCUUGACCUCACGCGCCGCCUUGGCGUAGCAGCUGGCAGUGAAAUCCCUAUACUUCAUCAUCCACAAGCUAUGGCCGUCUUGCCAAAUGGUCAGCCGGUUGUGUUUUUUCAGCCGAUGGCUCUGAACCGGGCCGAUUAUCCUUACCGGUUUGGACCUGUGGCGAUGGAUUAUGCUAACGUGGUUGGCCGUGGUCGUGGUGGCGGUGCUGUUCAUAGUGAUUCAGACACCUCCUCCGUCGUCGACGAUAAUAUAAGCGACGGCGACAACAUGAAGAGAGGAGGGGGGCUUGAUCUUGAUCUUAAUUUUCCACCACCUGUGGAAGCUUGAAGAGAAGGUUGAUGAGAUGACUAUCAAGUAAUAUUUUCAAAGUGAGAGAAGAGGGACUAACGGUUCAUUUUUUGUAUAUAUAGGAUGGUAAAUCAGUCUAAUUUGGAGUUUUUUUUUCCCCAAUUCCACGAAAAAAAAAAAAGAAAAAAAAAGGAAGAUUGGAGUUGUCUCUUUUUUUUUUUUUUUUUGCAGCCAAGAGGAAUUUUGUUGAAAUUCCUUGGAGUUGUUUCUCCAAUUGUAGUAUCAUGAUUAAUGAUCUAAUGAAAGAUUAAGUUAGAUUCCGCGUUAA